GCAUCUCAGCUGUUCAAAACACAGCACCAGAUAGACCGCCGUCACAAGGAGACUCGUCACUCUCAUCUUGUUCAUCUCGGCUGAAUCCUCUUCAGCGACUCUCCGUUUGCACACAAAUCGAAAAGUUCGACGUCCUAAAAGGCAUUUAUUCAAAAGAUCAAAUCUCUCGUCAUGGAUCUAACGAUCAAACUCUUUGAUGGGAAUACCUAUUCCCUGUCCGUGGAUCCGCGCACCACAGUCGGACAGCUGAAGUCCAUGAUCCAACUGAACGCGGAGGUCCCCAGCGCGAGGCAGCGGCUAAGUACGCAGAACGGCCACCGGAUAGACCUGAAAGACGACAUGAAAACUCUGCAGGACUACGGUCUGCAUUCGGGAUGCAUAAUCGCCGUGCUGAUCGUGCAGACCGUGCAGACCUUUCAAGUAUUUCUGAAAACAACUACCGGCAAAAACCACACCUACGACGUUUCCCCGGGAGAGACCGUCUCUGAGUUCAAGCUCAAGGUCCAAAAUGAGGAGCAGGUCGCCGUCCAGCAACAGAGGUUGGUCUACGGAAGCAAGGAGCUCCAGGAUGGCUGUAAACUGGAGGAGUACGAUAUAAAAGCGGGGAGCAUCAUCCACCUCGUGCUGCGUCUGAGAGGAGGCUGAAUCUGGUUCACUGCGCCAGUUUUCCAUUAUUUUGAUCUCUGCUUCUUAUAAUAUCUAAAAUUAUUUGAGUAAAAUGUUUUUUAAAAUUUGAAUUAAAAUUAUAUUUAUAAGUAUCUAUUAUUAUACUAAAGACAUAAUGGGACCCUGCUCAACUAACUUGCUUUUACUUUUCAACUGUCUUUAAUGAUAGCUGUGAAAUACUGAAAUAAAAUGUUAUAAGCAA
Anguilla anguilla (European eel) is the source of this 868-nucleotide messenger RNA. RefSeq names its product polyubiquitin-like. Gene Ontology annotation, biological process: modification-dependent protein catabolic process; protein ubiquitination. Bases 172 to 645 code for a protein of 157 amino acids. Gene Ontology annotation, cellular component: nucleus; cytoplasm. Gene Ontology annotation, molecular function: protein tag activity; ubiquitin protein ligase binding. The record is from RefSeq and is a predicted model, not a curated record. The transcript has 2 exons. Lineage: Eukaryota; Metazoa; Chordata; Actinopteri; Anguilliformes; Anguillidae.